Messenger RNA from Phycomyces blakesleeanus NRRL 1555(-), 2085 nucleotides. RefSeq lists its product as hypothetical. The record is from RefSeq and is a predicted model, not a curated record. The coding region runs from base 1 to 2085 and encodes 694 amino acids. Gene Ontology annotation, biological process: proteolysis. Gene Ontology annotation, molecular function: serine-type endopeptidase activity. NCBI's taxonomy places the organism in Eukaryota, Fungi, Mucoromycota, Mucoromycetes, Mucorales, Phycomycetaceae. The transcript is spliced from 15 exons.
AUGUCAAUUUUGCAUAUAUUAAAUAUUCGUGUUAGAACCAAAACACCUCCUGUACCAAAGGCUAUUACAGAUAUCCAGGCCCAUCAUGGUCACAAUAGAAACGAUUGCUUUUCAUGGAUGGAAAACAUUGAUAAUCCAGCAACAUUUGGCAUCAUAUAUCCAAGCGGAAAACAGGUCUUGUCUCAAAAUAGAUUUCUGCAGCGUAUAGUCCAGAGGGAAAUGAAACGUCGAUUACAAACACGCAGACAAUUACCACCUCUUACUACUGUAGCACACGGCUAUGAGUAUUUCUCUACCACAUCUGCGUACGGAAUGGUAUACUUGCGCAAACCACUUGGUAAAGGUAGAGAUCCUCCAGAGGAAGUCUUGUUGCACGCCGGUUUUCUGAAAGCAAUGAACAUGUCCAUCCGUAAAAUACUCAUGUCCCCAGAUCAUAGCAUAUUUGCUUACAACACCGAGCGAGAAGGAAUGGAAUACGGAGAAUUACACUUUAAAGAUCUUAAUUAUCGGCGAGACAUUGGACGAUGUAUUCAAUUUCGUGUGGGCCAACAACAAGACAGUCUACUACACAGUUACCAAUGCCCAACUGCGUCCACACAAAGAACAACACAAGAAGAAGAUGUAUUGGUGUUUGAAGAGCCUGAUGACUCUGUAUUUGUGGAUAUUACCAGCACAAAAGACAUGAAAUUCGUUACAAUCAAUAGCAAUUCUUUAUCGUCUUCUGAAGUUAGAGUCAUUGAUGCUACUCUGAAUGUAACCCAGCAAAACAAACCCUUGUUACGAUUGAUCAAGCCUAGAGUACCCCAACUGGAAUACUAUGUAGAUCAUCACGAUUCAACAUUUUAUAUCCUAACCAAUGCUCAAAAAGCCACCAAUUUCAAGCUUGUAAAGGCUCCUGAUGAAUCGGUUGAACAUUCAGAGUGGGAAGAUGUGAUUACCAUGAACCCAACUGAAAAGAUUGAAGAUGUUGACAUCUUUCAGCCAUUCCAGAACAAUAUUGUUAUCUAUGGCCGUAGAGAUGGUCUUCCGAUAAUCCUGUGCCAUGAUCUCAGCACAAAGUUAACCCACCAAGUUGAUCUUCCGGGGAGAUUCUGUGUUGUCAGUCCAGGAACAAAUCUGGAAUUUAAUACGGAUACAUUUAGAUUUUCAGUUUCAUCCCCAUUUGCUCACGAAUCGACUUACGAAUAUGAUGUUGAGAAAAGAAAGUUAAAUCCUGUUAGAGUUGCUUCUAUCCAAGGCAAGUACACUACGAGAUUUGACAAGUCAAAGUACACCUGUACUCAGAUUCAUGUAAAGUCACAUGAUAACCAGGAUAUUCCGGUAACAUUAAUCCACUCCAAAGAUUAUGAAAAGAAUUCAAAGAACCCAGUGUUGAUGCGUUCUUAUGGUGCUUAUGGUGUAUCUACAGACCCCGACUUUAAGAUCGAACAUUUACCACUACUUGAACGCGGCUGGGUAAUUGCACUUGCUCAUGUCCGUGGUGGAAGUGAACUUGGACGUCCUUGGUAUGAACAGGGUAAACUGAAACACAAGAUGAACAGUUUCCGUGACUUUAUCGCUGUUGCUGAACAUCUGGUCAAGACAAAGGUAACCAGCCCUGACCACCUGGCUGCUAUUGGUACAAGUGCUGGUGGACUUUUGGUAGGCUCUGUACUACAUAUGCGACCAGAUCUAUUUAGGGCCCUGGUACUCAGAGUACCUUUUGUGGACCCUUUGUCGGCCAUGUUAAAUCCUGACCUGCCUUUGACACAGGUCGAAUAUCCAGAGUGGGGAAAUCCCACAAAAGACAAAGAAGCAUAUGAGUGUAUUCAAGCCUACUCUCCGUACGAGAAUAUAAAGGCGCUUAGCAAUGCCACAUCAUUGCCAGCUGUGUUUGUCACUGGAGGGCUCAAAGACCAACGUGUUGCAUAUUGGCAGCCAUUGAAAUUUGUGGCCGGACUGCGCCAUUCACUCAAAGAAUCCAAAGACGUGCUGUUAAAGAUGGAUCUUGACAGAGGCCACUUUGGGGGUGGAUCUGAACAAGACGCACGAUUGUCCGAAGCUGCUGAGCAGGUUGCAUUUUUGAUAUCGCACGUUCAAAAAUAA